AGUUGGAUUCUGCGCUAUUGUUUGUAGGUUAUGUGAAAUAUCUAAAUAUAUUUUUGUAUAAAAAGUACGAUGCGGUUAAAAUACCGCAGUGCGUUAAUUUAUAAAAAAGACUAUUUAUAUUUUAUACCUCAAUUGCAUACUAUAUUAAUUUAGUUGUAUAUAAAAAAAUGUAAGAAUGAUCAAUUAAGUGAUGUAAUAAUGAUUUUUUUCUAAUUUAUAAAUAGAUAUUUUCUAUAAUCAUUUAGUGUUAAUUUAAAUGAGAACUAAUUAAGUUAUUAAAUAAUAUAUCAUGGCUGUGCAAAACAAAGUUUUAUAUGCUUUUCGUGGAUGGAUAGCAUUUGUGGCUUUUAUGGAUUUGGGAACGGCUGGCCGGUCGUAUAUUGAGGGAAGAUCGUUUCUGAGUAAUAGUGCUGAUACCGAACAUUAUGACGGUGAAUUCACAAUAUCUCGUAUGCUGGGCAUGUAUUCACUGUUGAAAGCAUUGGCGCUCAUUCACUGUACACUAUACAUACAUUAUAGGCCGGUGGUGUCAAUGGGUUAUUGGUCCCUGACACUUACAAUCAUCCUGUAUUUCAGCGAGGCCUUCUAUUAUCAUUCAACUGAUCUUAAUUUCUAUGUAGUGUUCCCCUGUAUAUUAAACAUUAUAACCCUUCUGGGACUUAUUUACUUGCCAAGUAAACUGAAGCUGUUUGGCAGCAUCCCUGGCACAUCAGGCAUGGACCGGGAAGUGGAAGAUGAGAAUACCCAAAUCCUCAGACAAAUGGGUAACUUCAGACGACGGAAACCGACCACCAAGAACAAACAUGUGUGAUGGUGUAUAAGAAACUGCCAAGGUAGAUUUUGUACAUGGUUAUCUGUACCUUUGUCUCACCUAUUUCAUUCCCCACGCAGUGUUGUAAGCUGUUUCGGUAUGUAGGGUGAGAUUUGGCAGUGAAUUUUCAGGGUACAACAUGACAGGUUAACGCGGGAAUGGCAGCGCAUGGUACACUAUCGUUGACAUUUACUAUAGCGCGCGCUUUGCUAUAUUUUACCAUUAAGGGGGUAAAAUAAAAGAGGGGAUGUAAAUUCGUUAUUUUUGAAGCUAAAACUAUGAAACUUUCUUUGGCUUUUGUGGGUUAGUCUAUGAAAUAUUUUUUCUUUAUUUGGUUAAUAUCACUAUUCCACGCGGACGAAGUCACAGGCACAGCUAUUAUUAAUGUAAAUACUUCUUUAUGAAUCUCUUUUUUAUAUUAUAAUUAAUUUGAUUUACAUAU
Achroia grisella is the source of this 1253-nucleotide messenger RNA. RefSeq lists its product as uncharacterized. The record is from RefSeq and is a predicted model, not a curated record. NCBI's taxonomy places the organism in Eukaryota, Metazoa, Arthropoda, Insecta, Lepidoptera, Pyralidae. Gene Ontology annotation, cellular component: membrane; endoplasmic reticulum. Bases 290 to 811 code for a protein of 173 amino acids. The transcript is spliced from 4 exons. Gene Ontology annotation, molecular function: protein-macromolecule adaptor activity.